Molecule: messenger RNA, 329 nt
Organism: Triticum urartu
Lineage: Eukaryota; Viridiplantae; Streptophyta; Magnoliopsida; Poales; Poaceae
Biological process (GO): embryo development ending in seed dormancy
Source: RefSeq, a predicted model, not a curated record
AGAUCUAAACAAUCAUAGAAACACGACAGCAAGCCAAGAAUCAAGAGGCUCGGGGAAGAUGCAGGCGGCGAAGGAGAAGGUGAAGGACGGGGUGAGCGCGGUGAAGGCCAAGACCAAGAUCGCGCAGGCCAAGGCGUCGGAGAAGGCGGAGGCGGCCACGGCGAGGUCGCACGCGGAGCGGGAGCUGGCGCACGAGCGCGGCAAGGCCAAGGUCGCCGCCGCCAAGAUGGAGCUGCACCAGGACAAGGUCCUACACCGGGAGGAGGCCAUCGAGCACCGCAUCCACAAGCACGGCGGCCACCGCCCCCACCCCCACAAACACCGGGUCC